Ooceraea biroi (clonal raider ant) is the source of this 6996-nucleotide messenger RNA. RefSeq names its product alpha-1,6-mannosyl-glycoprotein 2-beta-N-acetylglucosaminyltransferase (gene Mgat2). Gene Ontology annotation, biological process: protein N-linked glycosylation; oligosaccharide biosynthetic process. Gene Ontology annotation, cellular component: Golgi stack; Golgi membrane. Gene Ontology annotation, molecular function: alpha-1,6-mannosylglycoprotein 2-beta-N-acetylglucosaminyltransferase activity. NCBI's taxonomy places the organism in Eukaryota, Metazoa, Arthropoda, Insecta, Hymenoptera, Formicidae. The record is from RefSeq and is a predicted model, not a curated record.
AACGCCACGUAAUUACGUGCAAUUGCAUGUUACGCGUCAUCUCACCACGAUCCGACAAUCGAAUUGCGAAUUUAAACGCCGCGGCCGUGCGCGGAGUGUAAUUACAGAACUCGGUGCGUCUCUCCGCUCGAUGACGACAUUGAGCGUAAUAACCGAACGUUCGCCGCGUUUAACGCCCAAGAUAUAUGGGGCAUGGAUACAGACAUCGGUUUAUCACUGACGACUCGCAAGUCGCGGCGAGACAUGCGCCAGCGUGUCGACCGCCCGCGCCGUUUUGACAGAGAUGUGUCGGCCCGUUCGAUCGGCCUCGCUCUAUAGGUCAAUCGGAAGAGUCGAUCUGCCGACGCGCGAAAAAGGAAAACGCUGCGAGAGGAAAGACAAACUCGAAUAUCAGAUGUCAAUACGCUACGUUAACUACGAUAUCGUAGCGCGACGUUUGUAUAUAACUUGGAUAGGUGUCGAUUGCACCACAAUUGGACACGGCCAAUAAAAUUAGUCAAAUUUAACCUAACCCACCCAAACUAAAGGCCGUAAGCGCCGUAAGUCAAUCGCAGUUGUUAUUGCGUUACGAGAAUGCUCGGUUGCGAUUGGUCGAUUUGCUUACGAUUACGACUAACAAUAAAACUUUUCUACGUGCAGUGGCCUUGAACAAUUAAUUUUUGUGUUUGGCUGUGGACAAACGGUACGCUUCCGUAUAAAUUCAUGGUCACGUGACAUUUCAGAACAUUACAGUCAUCUCACCUGCGCUUCAAGUAAACCGAUCGCAAAGGUUUCAUUAAAAUUAAGAUAAAUUCAGUUUCCGAAAUGUUUGUUGCUAUAUAAUAAUGCAAAGAAGCGAAGCUCUUGAAUAAGUCUUGGGCGAUACCGACUCGCUGGUAUCAGAAAACUGCUGUUCCGCGAGAUAGGACUUUGAAGUUAGAUGGGUAAGAACCGGCUGGACACGUUCCAGUCCAACAAGAUCAAAGCAAAAAGACUCGAUUGCGCAACUCUUCACGCAUUCAUGACCAAUUGAUCAACAUCGAUCGUUUAUACCAUUUAUGAUCGGACGUGACAAAUUAUCAUCACCCGCAGAGACAAGCGGAUAUCGAUAUUUAUGUAUUUUAUGCAGUUUACUCAACAAGAUGGCAAACUCGCUGCACGUGGGAUGUUAAUAGAUGACAGUUGAGUGAGAAUUGGUUCAUUAACGUCGAUUGACACUUUGCGCGCGAUGUCAUCUUUAUUAACAUAUCUUGCAGUUAAAAUUGAAUUCUUUUUAUAGCACGCGAUUUCAAAGACAACGGGGCAAUCAAAGUUUUAGGGAACUACUUUACUUCAGUUCGUGAGAAAAGAAAAGAUUGACCAACUGGUGCAUUGCAGCUUGUUGCAAACGUUCUACAGCAGUUCCGCAUCGUGUCGCAUCGUUACUAUCGACUAACAUCGCGACGUUACCGCGGUGAUGAGCCGCGUUCCGCUUAUCAAUAGGCUCGAGAACUCGUUUCACUACGUGAUAGUGACGACUCACGACGCGAUUUUAAUAUCGAGACAACAACCAGUAGUUACACCACGCCCAUCCAAAAUUGCGCGAGACAAAUCGUACGUGUAUACGCAUAUAAUACGCAUUUUCUUCCGUCUUUCCUUAAACAAAGUUUCUUCGAACAGCAUUCACAAUCUAUUACCGUGUACGUAAUCAUGAUUGCCUCUUUGACCGUACAUAAAUAAUCUCACGCAAUAGACGUUACGAGACGCGAUAUUGCAAUCGUGUGAUUGCAUAUAAUUAUAGCGCGCACUUGGAUAUACUUCGCUGAUCAUGGAUUAGUUUUUAUUACUACGAGUUUUUCACGGUCGCCGUGUCCGGCCUUAGCGCGCGUGAUUUGGAGACGCAGAGAAAAGAAAUAGCCGGAAAAUAUGGAAGGUAGAGCGUAACGCGCUACGCAGCGAACGACCGUGAUAUUUUGUUCCUUUCGAGCUUCGACCGUUCUCUCGGCUGUCGUACGCCUGGUAUCACCGAUACCUGCAAUCUCGUUGAGCCGUUAACCGCGGCAGCACGCAGUUUCCGGUCUCGUCCGGCCGAUGAAGUUAAUGGAGUUAAUUAUUUGUUUGCGCCGAUCUGCCCGUCCGCGUCGUGAGCCCGCUAAGGAAAGGACGCGAUACAGGUUCCCGAUGCUACAACUUUUAUAACGAGUUGCCGUUACCGGUUCGCGGUUUCCUGCGAGAUUUUUCUAACGAUACGGCAGAGGCUGUUCCGGUGCGGUAGUCUCUAAUCGACGAUUACACCUUGUAUUUAAUAACUCAUUAAUGCUUCUUCGAGUGAAACUUUACUCAGAACUGCGAUUCGAUAUAAUCUUUAUCUCGUAAAACCUUUUAGAGAACGUGUUGUGACGGAAAUGCUUGACUUUAAUUCCUUAACUUGUGAUUUUUACAUUACACGUAAGCAUCAUGAGACUAUACGAUGUUACCAUACGUGUUAUAUCACGACCAUUCAAUUUUUAUAUUUUAUUAUCCGAUAAUCACGCGAUACGUGAUCGAUGAUAUCGAUAUCAUCGGCCGUGGAAACGAGUGUCAGAAGUUAUUAGCCAAGACUCGAUUAAUAUAAUGGAUUCACGUCGGUUCGUGACAAAUGAUAAUGAUUCGUCUGCACGAUAAUAACUCGGUAAGGACAAAUGAUUGAAGGAAAAAAAGAAGUGAAGACUGAAGAAGUAUCAUGGGGUGAAGUUCGUAUCACGCGAUGUGAAUCUAUUAGUCUCAACGCGAGGAAAGACAUUGGAGAUAGCAUUUUGUCUAAGGCAGAGAUCUUACGUGUCCUCGAUAAGAAUCGCAAAUGCGAUUUCGCUACCUGGUGGAAUAUGCGUAUGUGCGUUCAUACAACUUUGCAAAUGCUUGGAGACUAGGAGGUGUAACGAUUUUUCACAAUAGCAUGCCUUGGAUGGGGCAAACGACGGUAAAUACGCGGUAAAUAGCAUUCUUAAACAAAUUCUUUGUCCAUGUUUUCCUUAGAACGUUCUCUCCGGAUCUAAGCAAGAAUCGUUAAGAAUCGUUAAGAAUCGUACACGAUGAAUCAUGGGAGAGCACGUGGAAUUUCUUGUUAAUCUAUAUAUAUAUAUAUUAUGAAUAAUUGUAAAAAGAGAUGUGUGCUAUACUAGUGAAUCGAUAUGUAAGAACUCCGUGGUAAUCCGUGGUAACGAACACACACAUACACAGAAACAUUAUUACAUUAUAAUGCAUAUACGAAUGCAUACACAGGUAUUUUUUGCGAUAGGAGUAGAGACAUAAUCGGUAGACACAUCCACCUAUUCCCUGUUGCGUACGUACGCGACUGCUUCGGCGAUAUGCAUACGUAUAGUGAUUCGAUGCAUUAUUCAGUAGCGGUGGUGGUAACGCCAUGCGCGGCGCGAUAACAACUAUAGCAUCUUCUCCGAGAAACACAGAAAUAGACGGUACACCCGUCCAUCAAAAGCGCUAGAGCGAGGCACGCACCCACGAAUGAAAGGAUUCAGAUUUCCGGCGACCGCCUCCGUUUUGCCUCGAUUAGCACGCAACGUCUGAUAAUUACUAUAUUGUGCGUACAUAAUUAAUCUGUGUAAUUAAAGCGCGAGCUUGACAACUGCUGGAAACCAGCGUGUGAAAAAGUGUAAGAAAAAUCGCUAUUAUACAAAGGCACUUUCAAGGCACGGUGAAGAUUACGAUAUGGUACUAUACAAUCAAGUCCAUUCAUAAAUGUAUUAAUACGUAUUAUGCAGAUAGGACGUUCUCGUGCAAGGGCUGUUAUCUAAAGACCAUUUAAGCGUAACGAUGUCGAAUCAAUAUCGCAUGAAACCACCAUGUAUAGAACUCGUUUUAAUUUUACAUUCGUCUAUAUCUUCAAUCUUAUUGUUCAUGUUACUGCUUUUCAUUCAAGUACCUAUGUACGACCCUGCUAUCUCUUGAGAGCUCUGUAAGCACGCUAUACAAACUUUUAUUGCCUGAAAAUCAUAUUGAAAACUUUUAUUCUGUCUAUGUCUCUCAAGAUAUGUGUGUUAGUCAUUCUAAAAUUAAAUUUAUAUUCAAGAUAUGACAUCCGUGUUUUUUGUUUUCAGAUUUCGUAAAGAUGAAAAACCAGACGAUGCGUCAUUUUUGUUCAACGAGGACGAUCUCCUAGGAAUGACACUAUGAAAGGAAAAGCUCACGACUCGACUACACAAGGUUUUGCGAAGCAGUAUCCCGGCUGUACAUUAUAUACCAGAAAAAAGUCGGGAGGAACGGCGAUUGCCGGAGGGUCAAGGUCAGGUCGCGGAAUUCUAGUGAGGACCCUCGUGUUCGUCUUCCUGGCUACGUUCCUCUGGCUUCAGCUUCACGUAAUUAGUUUAACAAGUCGAGAUGAUUCCGGACAAUCGUCAUCCAACGAAACUCUGUUUUCCCUCGUGCCUCAAGAGUUGCACAGAUUCUUGAAAGAGGGCCGCAAUGCAUCUACGAACGGCAGUUCGGGUGUGCUCACAGAAUUGGAGAUGGCAGAAAUCCGGCAUAAAAUCGAGAGGGCAAAUGCCGAACAGAGAGUGUUCAACGAGGAGGCGUUCGGGCCAUUGGCCAGCGACGCUCCGAUUAUCGUCGUCCAAGUGCACACGCGACUCACUUAUCUCCGGCACCUUAUCGUGUCACUGGCACAAGCUAAGGACAUCGAGCAGGCCCUUCUCGUAUUCAGCCAUGAUAUCUGGCAUCCCGAUAUCAAUUACCUCGUGCAGAGCGUCGAUUUUUCUCGGGUUAUGCAAAUCUUUUAUCCGCACAGCAUACAAACCCACCCUCGAACGUUUCCCGGAGAGGGAGCCAACGAUUGUCCACGAAAUAUUCGGAAGGAACAGGCUUUAAAUCUAAAGUGCACCAACGCCAAGCAUCCGGAUUUAUACGGCCACUACAGGGAAGCUAAAUUUACACAGACCAAGCAUCACUGGUGGUGGAAAGCGAACAGAGUGUUUGAUCAAUUGUUAGUAACGAGGAAUCACACCGGAAUGGUGCUCUUCCUCGAGGAGGAUCACUACGUCGCCGAAGACUUUUUACACGUGCUCAGACUCAUGGAGCGCACUUGCAAGCUCAGUUGCGAGAGAUGCAACGUUCUGUCGUUGGGUACAUAUUUAAAGACGUACAACUAUUUUACGGAUUUUAGUCGUAAGUUCCUCGGCGUCGAUAGCGCGCUGCAAAGGGAGCUGCUGCGUGGACUGAAGCGGCAGGAUGUACAGGCGAUGACGCAGAGGCAACAUAUCGGCAACGGGGUUGGUCGCAUCGUCACCGUCCCCGGCGCUGGCGACGGCGUUAACGCCGGUAACGGCAUCGGUAACAGAAGUGGCAGCGCUAUCGGUAGCGGUGUGUCAGUCGCCGCCUCUCGGAACGCGAACACGAUGCAAGCGGCGCCCGGGUGGGCCUUCCAACUUCUGCCCAGUCUCUACAAUCACUAUCAGAAGGCGGAAGUAACACCGUGGAUAUCCAGCAAGCAUAACAUGGGCAUGGCGUUUAAUCGCGUCACAUGGAACAAGCUGCGGAAAUGCGCGGCGCAAUUCUGCUCGUACGACGAUUACAACUGGGACUGGAGUCUGCAGUAUAUCGCGCAGACCUGCUUGCCGCCUAGUCGAGGCGCAGGGAUCGCACCUCGCGUCGAGUCUGGAUUAAUCACGAUGACGAUGAGAGCUCCGAGAGUCUUCCAUAUCGGAGAAUGUGGGGUGCAUCAUAAGAAGAACAACUGUGAAUCAACGGCGGUGAUAGCAAAGGUCCAAAACGUCUUGAAAGCAGCACACAAUCAUUUGUUUCCUUCGCAAUUAACGUUAACGGUUGCCGGAGUGGCAAAGAAAACCAAACUUCGGAAGGGCAACGGCGGCUGGGGAGAUGUUCGAGAUCAUCAACUUUGCUGGAACAUGACUGUAUAUCCAGAUUUGGUCCUGCCUUAAAAACUGCAAAUCUCACAAAUCUCACAAAUCUCACAAAUCUCACAAAUCGUACGAUUGAAUCGCUGAUUACUAAGCGCGAUUAUGAAACAUUCACCAUAGGCAAUGUUUAACGAACGUAAUGCAACAAGGACUAUCGAGGAAUCUCCGUUAUUUUAUAAAUCGGUUUCGCACUGCGCGUUAUCAUCGCUGCCAACUGUGAUCGUAAAAUGAGGAUUGUUAGGCCGCUGUCACUGCCGCGAACGAGAAUUUCUUUCAAUAGGAGUAAUCAUAGACGUUUCGGCGUGAUAAGGAUAAAAGCAGCAAGAUUGACUAAUGAGCUCUCAAAUCGAUGCUGAAAAAGAUGCAGUAUUUACGGUAUUUAAUUUGUCGAUUCGUUGAAUUUCGUGUCCAUCGUGAUUUACGCAAGACGCAUGAUGAAAAUGCAAGAAGCUGCUUGCUAUACAAUAAAUUGACAAAGAAUACAUUUUGUGUAAAUGAACACGCAUUCGAUCAACUCAACACUGCGUUAAAAGUAGUACAACAAAACGAUUGAUGAUGAGAUGUCAUUUCUUCAAGGGACGUUACUUUGUUUCAAAGCAAUGUUACUAGAAGAAUGAGUAAUCUUGUAGGCUAUGUGCACGAAGAGUAUUUGAUCUAAGGCUUAAAUGAUAUAUUAUUAAUAUUAUAAGGGCCUAUGACAAAACUGAGUCGUUCAAAACGUUAUCUUAUGUAUAUUGUCUUUCUUAAAGACAACACAGAGAGAGAGAGAGGAAGGCAUUGUACCUUCUCCAACUUUACGAUGGAAUUAACAUUUCUGCUUCCCGACUAGUUGCUAUCUACUAUUUUUGAGAUCUAAUGCUCAGUGGCGUUAAUCAGCAUCGUGAUCGCGAGAUACGCUCAUCAUAUUCUAGUCAAUGUGUAUAAUGUCACACUGAAGCCGCAGGUAUUUAAUAAUCGAUUGUAGAAUAUAAGCUCGUAAGAAUUAAGGAUUUACACUUACCGCUAGUGAUACUCACAGGCGCUGUAACAUCGUGUAACGACCUCGGGGAUACGAACGUAAUGAAUGUCAUGUACCUUUUAUAUUUAUAACAGUAACAAAAAACCAACGAAUAAAUAGAAUUCGUUAAAA